AUGCCAGCAGCAGCAGCAGCAGCCUUCGGGGCCUGGCUCCUGGGCUGCGCCGUCCACCUGGCCUCAGCACCGCGCGGACGCCUGCAGGGACGGCGUGGGGCGCGGGAUGACCGGAGUGUGCGGUCCGGCACGGCGUCGGGGGAGCUGCGGGGCAAGAGGGGAGCUGUCAUUCCUCUCCGAGAAGCCGGUGCGCCAGCCUCCAGUGCCUUCUCCCAAGCCAAAGAAAUCCUCAUUUCCGGCGGCCAUGCGUGCAGGCCGCACUCGCAGCCCUGGCAGGCGGCGCUGUUCGACGGAAGUUUUUUGUUCUGCGGGGGCAUCCUGGUGCACCCGCAGUGGGUGCUGUCGGCGGCCCACUGCUUCCAGGAGUCCUACACCAUCGGGCUGGGCCUGCACAACCUCUCAGCCCAAGAACCGGGCAGCCAGAUGAUCGAAGCCAAGCUCUCCGUGCUCCACCCGGACUACGACAACCCCCAACUGGCCAAUGACCUCAUGCUCAUCAAGCUGAACAAGGCGGCCGUGGAAUCCGACACCGUCCACACCAUCCCCGUCGCCUCGCAGUGCCCGGUCCCCGGGACCAAAUGCUUGGUGUCCGGCUGGGGUCGCCUGUCGGACGGGAAUUUACCCCAGGUCCUGCAGUGUGCGACCAUCCCCGUGGUGUCCGAGCUGUUCUGCCGCAACUCCUUCCCCGGCCUGUACCACCCUAGCAUGUUCUGUGCGGGCGGCAGGGACAUCAGGGACUCUUGCCGGGGAGACUCUGGGGGCCCCCUGGUCUGCAACGGGACCCUGCAGGGCCUCGUGUCCUGGGGACCGACCCCGUGUGGCCAACUCAACCUACCAGGCGUCUACACCAACCUCUGUCUCUUCACUGAGUGGAUCCAGCGGAUCAUCCAGAACAAUUAACCACAGACGUGAAGUCCCGGCUGCUCCACUGCCCACCCAGCUCCCUGCUCGUGAGCCCGGGGAGGACAGCAGAAGGUGGUCCAAGUGCUUAGACCCCUGCGCCCACGUGGGAGACCUGGAGGAGCUCCGGGGUCCCGGCUGCAGCUGCUGCAGCCCUCGGGGAGUGUGUGUGU
This is a messenger RNA of Lepus europaeus (European hare), 1073 nucleotides long. It is a transcript of the gene KLK4, whose product is annotated as kallikrein related peptidase 4. Gene Ontology annotation, biological process: proteolysis; extracellular matrix disassembly; amelogenesis. Bases 1 to 900 code for a protein of 299 amino acids. The transcript is spliced from 6 exons. The record is from RefSeq and is a predicted model, not a curated record. Gene Ontology annotation, molecular function: serine-type endopeptidase activity. Lineage: Eukaryota; Metazoa; Chordata; Mammalia; Lagomorpha; Leporidae.